Molecule: messenger RNA, 1460 nt
Organism: Photinus pyralis (common eastern firefly)
Lineage: Eukaryota; Metazoa; Arthropoda; Insecta; Coleoptera; Lampyridae
Product: succinate--hydroxymethylglutarate CoA-transferase
Exons: 1
Coding region: 33-1337 (434 amino acids)
Molecular function (GO): catalytic activity
Source: RefSeq, a predicted model, not a curated record
ACAAAAAUUAUUUCCACUUUUCACAACGUAAAAUGAAUGCAUUACGUAGAAGUGUAGUCUUUUAUCACUCUAAAUUUAAUCCCGCUUACCAUAACGUUAUAAAAUCAAUAACCACCACCAGCACUGGAGUGGCCGACAAUGUUUCACCUCUUGAAGGUGUUAGAGUGUUAGAUUUAACACGAAUAGUAGCAGGACCAUAUUGUACAAUGAUAUUGGGAGAUCUAGGAGCCGAAGUUAUAAAAAUCGAACGGCUCGGCACCGGGGACGAAUGUCGAAGAUGGGGCCCUCCAUUCAUCAACGACUCCCCCGAGACGUGUUACUUUGUGGCGGUUAAUCGAAAUAAAAAAAGUGUGUGCGUCGAUAUGAAAUCGAAGAAUGGGCGCGAAAUCAUCUACGAGUUGGCGAAGAAAAGUGACGUGCUAGUAGAGAAUUUUGUACCGGGCGGUUUGGAUAAGUUGAGACUUGGUUAUGAAGAUAUUCGUGGGAUCGCACCUCAUUUGAUUUAUUGUUCAAUUAGCGGUUACGGAAAUGUGGGCCCUUAUCGUAAUAAGCCCGGGUAUGAUGUUAUUGCUGCGUCAAUGGGCGGUUUGUUGCAUAUCACUGGACCGGAAGAUGGUGCACCUGUUAAAGUCGGGAUAGCAAUGACUGAUAUUGCCACCGGUUUGUAUGCGCACGGUGCCAUAAUGGCAUCGUUAAUUAAGCGUUCGCGGACAGGACUGGGUCAAAAAAUUGAUUGCAAUUUGUUGUCGACUCAAUUGUCGACAUUAAUCAAUAUUGGUUCAAAUUAUCUAAAUGCGGAAAUGGAAGGUAAACGUUGGGGUACCGCCCACGAGAGUAUAGUUCCAUACGAAACAUUUCCCACAAAGAAUGGUUAUUUAACGAUAGGAGCCGGGUCUGAUCAGCAGUAUGUCGAUUUCUGUAAACGAAUCGGUCAACCCAAUUUAGCAACAAAUCCGAAGUUUGUGACAAAUAAAAAGCGCAUAGAGAAUCGUAAGGAAUUGUUAAACUUGCUCUAUCCUGUAUUUCUUAGUAAAACAAAUGCGGAGUGGAUGCAAAUUUUUGAGGGAUCGUCAAGUCCAUGUGGACCCGUCAAUUCUCUUAGGGAGGCUUUCGAUGAUCCGCAUGUUAAAGCAAUAGGUAUAGUUAAGGAACUGCAGCAUGCAACUGCGGGCCAUGUUAAGGUUGUGGGGCCACCCGUUGUUUAUAGCACCGGUGGAAACUAUGUCCGCUCCCCGCCUCCUGCUUUAGGUGAGCACACUCGAGAAGUGUUAAAAGGUGUUUUACAAUUCAAUGAUGACUAUAUUGAUACGUUGGUAUCUGAGAAGGUGAUACAGUAGGUAGAUUUCGAACAUUUUUAUUUUAACCUUGAAAAGUAGAAUUAAAUAAGUAUUUAUAAUUGUGCCUUGUACAUAGAUGUUAUCUUUUUUAGUUUGUGCAUGCAAAUAAACCUGUAUUUUUUC